AAACAUCAAAGCCAAGCAAGAAAUAAUCAAUAAAAAUAUAUCAUGAAGAUCUUCCUCACCCUUGCCUUCCUUGCCAUGGUGGCAACCAUGGCCAACGCCACUGUACAACUUGACCCUAGCGGCCAAGAUCAGCCAUUUCCGCAACCACAACAACCAUUUCCACAACCACACCAACCAUUUCCGCAACCACAACCACAACAACCAUUUCCACAACCACAACAACCAUUUCCGCAACCAGAAUAUCAGCCACAACAGCCAUUUCCGCAGCCACAACAACCAUUUCCACAACCACUACAACCAUUUCCGCAACCGCAACAACCAUUUUCGCAACCACAACAACCGUUUCCGCAACCUCAACAACCGUUCCCGCAACCCCAACAAUGGUUCCCGCAACCAGAACAAUCAUUUGCGCAACCAGAACAACCAUUUCCACAACCCCAACAACCGUUCCCGCAACCCCAACAACCGUUCCCACAGCCAGAACAACCAUUUCCGCAACAAGAACAAUUGUUUCCGCAGGGACAACAAUAUCCCAAGCAGCAACAACCAUGGCUGCAGCAACAACUCCAGCUAGUUCUGCAACAACAAUUGAACCAGUGCCAAGAGUUCCUCGCGCAGCAGUGCAAACCAUUGGCGAUAGUUCCGUUCCUCCGGUCAUGGAUCUUGCAACAGAGCAGCUGCCAGGUGAUGCGACAACAAUGUUGCCAGCAGCUGGCGCAGAUGCCCAAGAACCUUCGGUACCCUGCCAUACAUAGCAUCGUGCACGCCAUCAUCGUGCAGCAGCAGCAACAACAACAACCCUUCCAGCCUCAGCCACAACAAGUGGGCCAGGGUUUCAUCCCACCUCAGCAGCUAGCUCAGUUCCAGGCGAUGAGGACGUAUGCGUUGCAAACCUUGCCGGCGAUGUGCAAUGUGCAGGUCCCGCUGUACUAUUCCACCGCCCCAUUCGACAUCAUCGGUGGCUUUUGAGAAGACUACAAGAGCUCUAGUACUACAUAGUUGGAUCAUCGUUAUUUCGUCAAUGAACCAAUCGAUGUAACGGUGACAAAUAAAGUGGCAUGCACUAAAAUGUGUGACACCCGGCCACUACUAGUCCAAACUUGGGAAUAAAAGACAAACAUUGUUCUUGUCUGCAUAA
Lolium perenne is the source of this 1138-nucleotide messenger RNA. RefSeq lists its product as uncharacterized. Gene Ontology annotation, molecular function: nutrient reservoir activity. The record is from RefSeq and is a predicted model, not a curated record. Lineage: Eukaryota; Viridiplantae; Streptophyta; Magnoliopsida; Poales; Poaceae.